Alternaria ventricosa is the source of this 984-nucleotide messenger RNA. RefSeq lists its product as uncharacterized. The transcript is spliced from 2 exons. The record is from RefSeq and is a predicted model, not a curated record. Gene Ontology annotation, molecular function: ribonuclease T2 activity; RNA binding. Gene Ontology annotation, biological process: RNA catabolic process. Bases 1 to 984 code for a protein of 327 amino acids. Gene Ontology annotation, cellular component: extracellular region. NCBI's taxonomy places the organism in Eukaryota, Fungi, Ascomycota, Dothideomycetes, Pleosporales, Pleosporaceae.
AUGAAGGGUACCUUUUCCAAAGCCGGUGCUGCGGCUCUACUGGCCACAACAGCAAAUGCACAACUCUAUCCCAACCAGAGCCCGUUGAACCACACCUGCCAGCUACAGGAACCACUCCUGUCUUGCCCAUCGCAAGAUCCUUCCAAAGUCGACUCAUGCUGCGUCGAGACAUUCGGUGGACUUGUUCUGAGCACUCAAUUCUGGAACACAUACACCGGCCGCGAAUCUGAAGGUCAGCUUCUCCCUACCGACACAUGGACGCUCCACGGCCUCUGGCCCGACUUCUGUAACGGUAGCUACACACAAUACUGUGACCUGAGCCGUCAAUACGACCCCAUCCCAGGACCAAACACCACGAACGGCCUACCAAACGGCACAUUCGUUCCACCCUACAACGGAUCCAACAUCGGCACCUUCCUCGAGCCAUUUGGCCGCUACGACCUCUUGGAGUACAUGAACACCUACUGGAUCGCAUGGCAACAAGACAACCCCGGUUUCUGGGGCCACGAGUUCUCCAAGCACGCCACCUGCUUCUCUACCUUCAAUGUCCCUUGCUACGGCCCGCAGUACCGCGAGCAUGAGGACGUUGUUGACUUCUUCGAGACGACUAUCAAGUACUACAAGAGGUUCCCUACCUUCGAUUGGUUGGCCGCUGAGGGCAUCACGCCUUCCAACUCAACCACGUACUCGUACUCCGAUCUCGUGGAUGUUCUGUACGAGCAGCACGGCGGUAUUCCUUUCUUGGGUUGCUCGGGGCCCAGGUUCAAUGCUACUGAUGCUGGCAAGAACACGACUGAUCGAGGCUACACUAUCUUGAGCGAAGUUUGGUACUACGAGCACGUGUACGGCCGCCCUCAAGAAGGCAAUGCCAUUCCCGUUAAUGCUUCGGCUACGUACCUCACCAACUGCGCUACUUCCGAGGGCGCAAUUCACUACCCGGAGAGGACCAAUGGGUCGGAGAAGGCUCCCACUGUCCCGUUCUAG